This is a messenger RNA of Dentiscutata erythropus, 3222 nucleotides long. Lineage: Eukaryota; Fungi; Glomeromycota; Glomeromycetes; Diversisporales; Gigasporaceae. The record is from the annotation of a GenBank genome assembly.
AUGACUAUUGAAAAUGAAAAAAAAGUAGCCGGAAAAAAUAAUGAUCCUAGUGAAAGUAAAAAUAAUUUAGAGAUAGUUGCUACUGAUGAAAUAGGAAAUAUGAAUUCUGUGGACAAUGAACAAAAUACAAAUUUUGAAAACGAUUCAAUACAAUUAACGUUAGAAACAAUAAACAAAGAUGAAGAAAAUUUAGCAGUCAAAAAUUCAACAAUAGAAAAACGCUCGGGUGACGUUAAUGAAAAUGAUAUUAAGCAAAGAGCUGUAAACAAUUUAGCUGAAGAAAAAAAUGUAAAUACUAUAGCUGUGACGGAUCGGAAACCAACAAGACCAACAAGGAAGAGAAGUUAUCAAUUGCGUGCUUUGGCAAGAAAAACACUUUCAUAUCAAAAAAGACAGAAAUGUGUGAAUUUUUUUUGGGUAACGAUAUUUCCAUUGUUAAUGGUAUCCAUUGCUACUUUAGUUGGAUUUAUUAUUGAAGUAAUAACUCCAGAUCCUCCAGAAUACUUGUUAUGUUCCAAUUUAAACGCAUCAAGAUUAGAUGGAAGUAAAUAUCGAAUAAAAGAUAACAAUCCUAAUAUUCCAAGAACACCAUCGGAUCAAAUACCAAAUGCUCGCCCAAAUGAAAUAAUAAAAAAUUAUAAUUUGGAUUUUGUGAACAAUGUGACAAAUGAAUGUGUCUCUUGGUUCGGCAGAGAUUAUCCUUAUAGGGCUCCUUAUGAAAAUGAUCCACAAAUUUCGGACUCUAAUUUGCAAAAACGAGAUACAACUUUUUUACCGGAACCACAAUUUGGAUACUUUAAUUCUUUAGCCUCGACAAGAAACCUUCUCGUGAAAGAAACUUUCCCGUGGGCGUACGUACGAGAUGCUCCCGGUGUAUUUAGUGGUGAUAGACCUUUAAAUUCAGCAAACAUCACCGAUCCAUCCCAAUUUUCUCCCAAAGAUGCUUUUAAUUAUGGAUCUGGAUUACUUAGUAUGAUUGAUACACAAUAUUAUUUAAAUUUUUCGCAAGUUCAAUCAACAAACGCUACCAAACAAUAUAUUCCACUUCCAUAUUUUCAAAAAUGGAAUUCCGAUUCGACUGAAAAAGAAUUAGAUAUAGUAUUAAAAGAACAAUUAGAUUAUGUUCUCAAUCAGAUAAGGUCACUUAAUCCUAAUUCUACAAAUUUAUCAGAUUUAAAAAGUAAUUUGAUCACGCAAAUGCCAUGGGGAAUAAUUUUAUUCGAUAGUAUUGGUAAUAAAUCCCAAAAACAAUGGAAUUAUACCUUACAAUUUGGUUAUAAUGACCAACUUUACAAUUCUGUUUCGUUUCCUCAACCCGGGUUAAGGAAAACAGCCCAACAAAAUCAAUUGAGCAAUGCUAUUUUGAGAACCGUUCUUGAUAAUGGUACUGGAAUACCUUCGGUUACCACCGGAUUUCGUUCAAUGCCACAUCUUUAUCUUGAUGUAAUUAAUAUUAGACAACGUUAUUAUUCAUUAGCUGAUGUUAGACAACUUUAUUCAUCAUUAGUUGGAGGAAUCCUUUAUCCAUUUGGUGUUUCUUUUUUAUUACCAACUUUUGUUAUUGUUUUAGUUAAAGAAAAAGAAGAAAGAAUUGCCAUGAUGAUGAAAAUACAUGGACUUUCUUAUACUGUUUACUAUUUCACUCAUUAUUUUCAUUUCUAUAUUCUUUAUAUAAUAGCUUCUGCGUUAUUAAUAGUCCCUGGAUAUUAUUUAAAAUUGACAUUUUUCACUUUAACAGAUCCUUGGAUAAUUGGAAUUUUAUUUUUUAUUUGGGGACAUAUUCAAAUUGCAAUGGCAUUUUUAUUUUCCACAUUUUUUCAAAAAAGUCGAAAUGCUUUAAUAGUUACUUUUGUAAUAGUAUUAUGUAGUGUAUUAUUUUCUUUUGGAAUUGAAUUAGUUAAUCCUCCAAUAGAGGGUAAUUAUAUCCCUUUGAUUUAUUUUGUUUGGCCACCAUUCGCUUAUUAUAGAGCUUUGUCAAAUAUUAAUCAUUUAAGUUUUCUUGUUGAUUAUUUACCAAUGAAAUUGAGUAAUUUAAGACCUGGAAAUGAAGUGAUACCAUCAGAAUACGGAGUAAACAAAUCAUGGAACUUCAUCUUUUCCCAACUAUUCGCACAACCUCGUAGUUUUAUUACUCCAACAGCUUUAGAAGCUGGUAAAUAUGUAAAUGGUGAUGAAGAGGUUAAAAAUGAAAGAAUAAAUGUUUUAUCAAAUCAAUAUAGUGAUAACCCUUUGAUAGUAAAAUUUAUGACUAAAAUUUAUAAUAAUGGAAAAGUUGCUGUUAAAGAUAUUACUUUUGCUGCUGAAUAUGGUACAAUUUUUGGACUUUUGGGACCUAAUGGAGCGGGUAAAACAACUCUUAUAAACGUUUUAACAGGCUUAUAUAAACCAACUAAAGGUGAUGCUAUAUUGAACGGUUUAAAUAUUUCCACUUCAUUACAUGACAUUCAUCGAGAUAUUGGUGUUUGUCCACAAACUAGUAUUCUUUGGAAUAACCUCACAGUUGAAGAACAUCUUUUAUUCUAUGCUCGUAUCCGUGGUAUUCCUCCUUCUAAGGAACGUGAUGCUGUUACUUCUUCAUUAAAAGAAGUUCAGCUUUUCACUUUAAAAUCUAAAUUGGCUGAAACUUUAGAUAGCAGAGAAAGGAGACGUCUUUCUAUAGCUAUUGCAUUAGUAGGAGAUCCAGCUCUUGUAUUUUUGGAUGAGCCUACCACUGUAUUAGACCCAGAAUCUAGAAGAUUAAUUUGGAAAAUUAUUGCUAAUACAAAGAAAGAUGUUUCACCUAUAAACAACGGUACUAAUAAAGAAUCACAUAAUAAAGCUCUUACAAAAAAUAAUAGAACUAUAAUAUUGGCAACUCAUAGUAUGGAAGAAGCUGAAGUUUUAUGUAAUAAGAUUGGAAUUAUGUCAAGAGGAACUUUAAGAUGUAUUGGUGCACCAUCGAAAUUAAAACAACUUUAUGGACGUGGUUUCAGAUUAAAUUUUAAUUGUAAGGAAGAGAAUUUGGAAAAAGCUACUGUUGCAAAAAAAUUACACUCAUUUGCUACAAAUGCUUCAUAUGAAUUUGAAGCAAGACCUGGAUUUAUUUCUAAAAUAUUUAAAGAAGUUGAAAGAGAUAAAAAAGCAAAUGGAAUCGAUAAUUGGGGAUUAAGUCAAACAAGUUUAGAGGAAGUGUUUUUGAAGGUUAUUGGUGAAAUCGAUACUGAAAUUUCAUCAAAUGCAUAA